UGUUCCUAGUGUUACUUAGACACAACGCAACGUGGAGGAAGAGAGAGAAGCUGCAUUAUGCACUUGAUACGUGAAAUUUGAUUUUAUUUCAAGCUUCAUUAUUUUGUCAAAGGGACACAUCAACAAUGGAAAACAUCUUGCUUGCUCUCUCUCUUUUGCUCAUUAAUGGUGUUUCUGGUGAUGAAAUAACAGCAAAGGUGGGAGAGACAAUCACUCUAAACACUGGUGUGAACAAAACCAAGGAUCAAACAAUUCUGUGGUAUUUUGAAGGUGUUCUCAUUGCUCAGUUCAAUGGAGAUCCCAAGAAAUCUUGUUUAUAUGAUGGUGUUAAUGGGAAGUUCAAAGACAUACUGCAAGAGCACAUGACUGAAGACAGACUGCAAGAGCACAAGAAUGGAGAUCUCACCAUCAAGAACGUCAAAGUUGAACACAGUGGACAGUAUGAAGCAAAUAGCCUGAUUAAAAACCCAGAUGGCAAGACACAACUCUUCAGGAACUCCAAAACACCAAACUGCAACAGCACAAAAAUCAGAAAAGAAAUAAUUGGCAUCAAAAUAAAAACAGUCACCGUUACUGUCAGUGUCGAUCCUGUCAAUCCCGAAGAGUCCAACAUGGAGAGCAGGGUGCAAGAGCCUACCAGUAAAACCAGUAUGUCCUCAGAUACUGUAACAGGCAUUUGUGUUGGUGUCCUGCUGGUUGUGGCUGUAGCUGCAGCUGUAGCUGCUGGUAUGAUUUUCUAUCAGCGCAGGAACCAUAGAAAAUACCCAGAGAAAAACACACAAGCGCUUAUGGUCUAUGAUGAGAAGAUGAAUGGAGUGUAGUCAUCAGACGAUUACAAAAAGAUUUCUAACAUCAUUGAUGAAUUGCCACCGCAACAUGAUUACCAUGUAGUGGAAUACAUUUCAAAAGUAACCCUCACAACCCAGUAUAUAUAUAUAUAUAUACUUUUCUUCUUUUUUUUUUUUGUCACAACAACAUGAUUUUGACCCGGUGCAACUUAUAUUCAGGUGCAACUUUAUUUCCGGAAAAUAUGAAAUACAUGUAACUUUUGAUGUGUGUAAUUUUCUUUGGUGAUAAUAUAAUUUCUUCUACACAUUUUAACCCUUUAUGGCUGUUAGGGCUGUACAUUUAAUCGUAUUUUAAUCGCAGUCACAUUUUCUACCUCCCACAUUUACUUAAGCAUAAACGUCUGUGAUAUUAGUGAGCUAGCAAACAUUUUUUUAUACGCUUUAUCUGUGGAUGAUAGACCAGAUACAAUAAUGGUAAAGAUCUCUGCAGUGUUAGUAUGUAUUUAAUGAGCAACUUUGCACUGAAACAUUUCUACUAUUUCUGUCUCGUAACAAUGCAUUGUGUUUUGCCCUAUAUUUGCUGAAACACCAGUUGCUUUAAUAAAUGGUUGAAUAAA
This is a messenger RNA of Myxocyprinus asiaticus (Chinese sucker), 1405 nucleotides long. RefSeq lists its product as uncharacterized. NCBI's taxonomy places the organism in Eukaryota, Metazoa, Chordata, Actinopteri, Cypriniformes, Catostomidae. The record is from RefSeq and is a predicted model, not a curated record. The transcript has 6 exons. The coding region runs from base 126 to 821 and encodes 231 amino acids.